ACAACCAUCUGCACGACAAGACAAAGCAUUUUUUAAAGGAAAGAAGCAUUCAUCAAUAAUUGUCUCCUUCUGUCUGUAUUUCUCUCUCAGCUUUUUCAGUAUUUCUCCAAUCUGCUUCUUCAAGGAGACAAGAAAUGGUGGAAGAAGGCACAGAGCGGGGACCAGCAACUGAACCAUUGAUUGUCAAUCGCUACAAUGGUAAUGGUGUACCAUCAAGAAAGUCCAGUGCCAUAACAUCAUCUCUUGUUCUUGGCAUCACUGUUGCAGCCAGUGCUUCCUUUACUUGUGGUUAUUCUGGUGGAUAUUCAUCACCUGCAGAGUCUGGAAUCAUAGAUGAGUUGGGUCUCUCAGUGGCAGAGUAUUCAGUUUUCGGUUCAAUAUUGACAAUAGGAGGAAUGUCAGGUGCAAUAGCUAGUGGAAGAAUAUCAGAUUUCUUUGGUCAUAAAAUUACCUUCUGGAUAUUGAAUAUAUUCUACAUCAUGGGAUGGCUAGCUAUAGCGUUUUCCAAGGAAGCUUGGUCACUGUAUCUUGGAAGGCUUUCACUGGGAUUUGGGACUGCAGUAUUUAAUUAUGUGGGACCUGUUUAUGUAGCAGACAUAACUCCAAAGAAUCUUAGGGGAGGAUUUUCAUCACUAGUUCAGGCAAUGACAAUUUGUAGCAUUUCAGUCGCAUAUUUUGUUGGUUCUAUCACCUAUUGGCGCAUCUUGGCUCUAAUCGGUGUCAUUCCUUGUAUAAUACAGGUCAUAUGUUUAUUCUUUGUUCCAGAAUCUCCUAGAUGGCUUGCCAAAAACGGUCGAGACAAUGAGUUCGAAACUUCUCUUAAAUGCCUCAGAGGAAUGAAUGCUGAUAUUUGUCAAGAAGCAGAUGAAAUCCAUGAUUAUACCAAAAACUUGCAACGCAGCUCUGGCUAUAAGAUUCUGGAUCUGUUCAGUUCGAAAUAUGCUUAUUCGGUCAUUGUUGGAGUUGGCUUGAUGCUGCUACAACAACUGGGGGGUUACAAAGGAUUUGCUUAUUAUGCAAACAGCAUUUUUUAUUUAGCUGGGUUUCCAAGCACUACAGGAAUUAUAGCAGUGGCUGUAACACAGAUUGUGAUGAACAUUCUCGGUAUACUUUUAAUCGAUACAUCUGGGAGACGGCCUCUUCUAAUGGUUUCCAUUGUUGGUGCAUUCUUUGGUUGCUUCCUUACAGGCCUGUCAUUCCUCUUGCAGGAUCUUCAUUGCUUGGAGGAGAUCACUCCAAUUUUGGCAUUUAUUGGCAUCCUGAUAUACAUGGGAUUUUAUUCAUUAGGGAUGUCAGGAAUCCCAUGGAUUAUAAUGUCAGAGAUAUUUCCUGUAAAUAUAAAGGGCUCAGCUGGAAGUCUUUGCAACCUGGUGAACUGGUUUUGUUCUUGGGUUGUUUCUUAUACUUUCAACUUUUUACUUCAAUGGAGCUCUGCUGGAACAUUCUUCAUAUUUUCAAGCAUUUCUGGGCUAGCUAUCAUAUUCAUUGCAAAGCUGGUGCCGGAGACCAAGGGGCGAACACUAGAAGAAAUCCAAGCAUCAAUUACUCGCGGUGUACAAUAACAAAUACAGGAAUAACUGACUAAUAUAAUCAUGUGGCCUUGAUCCAAGCAGAGUUAGUGGUGUAGGCUUGCAAGUCAGUCUGCCUUGUUUCAGGCUUGGCAAACAAAUGUUAAAAGCUUGAUGGACAGCAGGAAAGGUUUCACGGUCCUAGAAAGCAGCAUGAAAGUCGGCUGUGUAUAAGAAUCGGCUUUGAAAUAUAAGUGUUUAGAUUAUUUUUAAAUUGUAAGAUAUUUUCGUGGGAUAAAAUUGUGAAGUUUAAUGAGUUGAAAGUGGAUAAUAUCUUAAGUUGAUUUGAAUCAUGAUAUUUGAUAUCAGAGUCGGUUAUGAAGUAUUAGCAAUUUGUCAUGGUAGUCCUUUAUUAGAGUGAGGAUGAUGUUUUGUAUUAAAACUGGUUUUAAGAUAUAAGUAUUUAUAUCAUCUUUUAAUUUAUGAAAUAUUUUUUU
Molecule: messenger RNA, 2005 nt
Organism: Durio zibethinus
Lineage: Eukaryota; Viridiplantae; Streptophyta; Magnoliopsida; Malvales; Malvaceae
Product: sugar transporter ERD6-like 5
Biological process (GO): transmembrane transport
Cellular component (GO): membrane
Molecular function (GO): transmembrane transporter activity
Source: RefSeq, a predicted model, not a curated record